This is a messenger RNA of Diabrotica balteata, 731 nucleotides long. The record is from the annotation of a GenBank genome assembly. Lineage: Eukaryota; Metazoa; Arthropoda; Insecta; Coleoptera; Chrysomelidae.
UUGAUACCUGCCGAUACAAUCUUGAAAUUUGUCUUAGACAAACUAAAUAGUCAGGACUCUAGCCUUAGUGCCAAGCUAUCGGAACCAUUAAGCAACAGAAUCGCGGAACAGCUCCUCUUUGAAAUUACAGGAACAUUAGUGUACUUACAAAAUCCAAAAAAGUAUGACGAAGAAAUAAACAAUCCUGGUUAUCUCUCCACGCCGAAAAAUAACGCAAUGCGACAAGAUAUAAAAAAUUUGUUAAGUCGUAUAAAUAAACAAGUGACUGUGGAAACAGCGCAAGAGGACAUAUUGAUAUGAGAAGCAGAAGGAGGAGGAGAAGGGGAAGGAGAAGGAGAAGGAGAAGGAGAAGGAGAAGGAGAAGGAGAAGGAGAAGGAGAAGGAGAAGGAGAAGGAGAAGGAGAAGGAGAAGGAGAAGGAGAAGGAGAAGGAGAAGGAGAAGGAGAAGGAGAAGGAGAAGGAGAAAGAGAAGAAGGAGAAGGAGAAGGAGAAGGAGAAGGAGAAGGAGAAGGAGAAGGAGAAGGAGAAGGAGAAGGAGAAGGAGAAGGGAAGGGGAAGGAAAAGGAGAAGGAGAAGAAGAAGGAGACGGGGCAAGAGAAGGAGAAGUGAAAAAGAGUUUUUAUCAACUUUCGUUAAGAAGAGUUGCAAUUAGUUGCAAAAGUUAUUAUUUUUCCAUCUACCCUCCAAAUGGAACGCUCAGAUCGUCGUAUUCAUAUGAUAAAAAUCGAUAG